Molecule: messenger RNA, 1485 nt
Organism: Lotus japonicus
Lineage: Eukaryota; Viridiplantae; Streptophyta; Magnoliopsida; Fabales; Fabaceae
Exons: 2
Coding region: 88-1362 (424 amino acids)
Source: RefSeq, a predicted model, not a curated record
UGCACACACUUUGGCUCUCCCAUUUGCUUCCAAGUUCUGCAUUGUUUCAAGUUCCUUUCACUUGCACCCACUCACUCUCAAGUCAAGAUGCCUGUGAAAAGAGCAAGAACCAACACAAGAGCUGCAGCUUCUUCCUCCACCUCCCGGAGUUUUGAUCGCUCCCACUUCCUAUCAGCAAUUAAGGAGGAGUUUUAUCGAGCUCACCUAGCACACAAGGAGUGUGUGAAGGAGCGGGGAGUUUUGUAUCGGGAGGGAAGGAGAGACCUCUUGGGCAUGCAAGAAGCCAUGGAGAUUAGGAGGUGGAAGAAUUGGGUCAACCCCAUUCCGUUUGCUUGUGAAGUCAUGGUUAGGGAGUUCUACGCGAACACCUACUGUGACAAUCAAGAGGACAGGUCCAGGCCACCGGUGAAUUCAUCUUGGUUCAGGGGAGAUGUGAUUGACUACAAUCCAGCAGUCAUUCGCAGGCAUCUUGGUCUCCUCACGGAGGACCAAGAGAGGGAGCUUUUCCCCGAGAAGGCCACUUAUCAUGAGCUCUUAAAGGAGAAGUCACCGGAGAUCUUGGAAGACAUGAAGGCAGUGAUUGUUAGGCCUGGGCGGGACUGGGAAGCAGUUGAUGAUGAGAUUAUUUUUGUGAGGAGAAAGGACAUGACACCGCUGGCUAGAGUUUGGGCUGAAUUUUUGCAGGAUUCCCUCAUUCCUAGCUCUAACAAAUCUGAAGUUAGAGAGGUUACUUUGGUUGCCAUCUACUGCAUCUUGAGAGGUCAUCCUAUGGAUGUGGCCACCAUCAUUUCUGGUCGGAUUUAUUCCCUUUACAACAGGAGUAAAGACAAGCAUCGACCCAUCUUUCCUCACUUGAUUUGCUCUUUGAUUCAUGCGGUGAGGGACAGAGCUAGGAGGCCAGUCCAUGUUAUUGAGAAGAGGUUGCCUGUGGCACCUCUGCUCAGUAAGGAGAGGAUCGCUCAACUUUAUAAAGAAUGGACGGCAAGGAUGCCUCAAGAGGAGGAAGAGGAAGAGGAUCCUGAGGAGCCAGCGGAAGCGGAAGAAGAAGAGGAAGAAGAGGAAGAAGAAGAGGAGGAAGAAGAAAACGUUGAGGUGGUGAAUGAGGUGGUUACUCCACCACGUGCUGACCCUUCUCUUGCUUGGAUGGAGGCCGCUUUCGGGCGGAUGUUUUUGAGGCAAGAUCGCCUACACAGGGAUCUUGACCUCCAUUGGAGGGGAGGUAGCACAUCAGACCCCAGGUACAAUGGGCCCUUGGAUUUUAAUACCUUGGAGCAGGGGAUGAUAGACUUGAGCUUGAUGCAUGAUGCCGGAGUUCAUCCGGAUUAUGGCGAUGGAAGGGGUGACCAUGACCCCAUGGAGUGAUUUUGCUGAGGUAACUCUACUCUUAGUUUAGGUCAUGCAUUUUUAGCAUAUUUUCAAUUUGUAGAUUUUGUUUUCUUUUUGAUCAUGCAUUGUUUUAGCUGGUUUUGUUUUUGUUUUUGGGUC